This is a messenger RNA of Arabidopsis lyrata subsp. lyrata, 1836 nucleotides long. RefSeq names its product U-box domain-containing protein 25. The transcript has a single exon. The coding region runs from base 145 to 1533 and encodes 462 amino acids. NCBI's taxonomy places the organism in Eukaryota, Viridiplantae, Streptophyta, Magnoliopsida, Brassicales, Brassicaceae. Gene Ontology annotation, biological process: protein ubiquitination. The record is from RefSeq and is a predicted model, not a curated record. Gene Ontology annotation, molecular function: ubiquitin protein ligase activity.
CUUCACUUCAAAGAUGCGACUUUUUCCCCCAAAACAUAUUUACGUAGAUGGCAUCUCAUGAUGUCAUCACUUAAUUAAAAACUAACAUCAAGAAUUUUAACAUAAUUAUUAAAUUAAAAAAUCCAGCAGGUAACAAAGUUAUAAAUGGCACACGUGUGGGCUCAUACCCCAGAUAAGUGUCUCGUUCCUCAUAUUCACUCUCACAACAAACAAUCUCACCUUUCUCCUUCUUCUUCUCUCUCUGUUUCUGAAUUUUUCUUAAUGCCUAGAAAUUUACAACCAUUGGAUCUUGGAAUCCAAAUACCAUACCAUUUCAGAUGUCCAAUCUCACUCGAACUUAUGCAAGACCCUGUCACCGUCUGCACCGGCCAAACCUACGACCGAGCCAGCAUCGAGUCAUGGGUCUCCAUCGGCAACAACACUACAUGUCCAGUCACACGAGCUCCUCUCUCCGACUUCACACUCAUCCCCAACCACACUCUCCGUCGUCUCAUCCAAGAAUGGUGCGUCGCUAACCGCUCCAAUGGCGUCGAACGUAUCCCUACUCCUAAACAACCGGCUGAUCCAACCUCUGUUCGAGCUCUUCUCAGUCAAGCCUCCGCUAUAACGGGAACUCACGUCUCUGUUCGUUCACGCGCCGCCGCUCUCCGCCGUUUACGUGGAUUCGCUCGUGAUUCUGAUAAGAACCGCGUUUUGAUCGCAGCUCAUAACGCUACAGAGGUUUUGAUUAGGAUUCUGUUCUCUGAAACGACGUCGUCGGAGUUAGUCUCUGAGUCGUUAGCUCUUCUUGUUAUGUUACCGAUAACGGAACCGAAUCAGUGCGUUUCGAUAUCUUCGGAUCCGGGUCGGGUUGAGUUUUUGACCCGGUUGUUAUUCGAUUCUUCGAUCGACACACGCGUUAACGCCGCCGCGUUGAUCGAGAUUGUAUCGACGGGAACCAAAUCGGCGGAUCUGAAAGGAAUGUUUUCGAUUUCGAAUUCUGAAUCUGUAUUCGAAGGAGUUCUCGAUCUUCUGAGGAAUCCGAUUUCGUCACGACGAGCUCUCAAAAUCGGAAUCAAAACUCUGUUCGCGCUCUGUUUAGUGAAAUCCACGCGACACAUCGCGAUCACCGCCGGUGCGCCGGAGAUUCUAAUCGACAGACUCGCGGCGGAUUUCGACAGGUGCGACACGGAGCGAGCCUUAGCGACGGUGGAGCUUCUCUGCCGAUCGCCGGAAGGAUGCGCGGCGUUUGGUGAGCACGCUUUAACGGUGCCGUUGCUAGUGAAAACAAUAUUAAGAGUUUCGGAUCGCUCGACGGAGUACGCGGCGGGGGCGUUGUUAGCGCUUUGUACGGCGGAGGAAAGGUGGAGGGAGGAAGCGGCGGCGGCGGGAGUGGUGGUACAGUUGUUGUUGAUGGUGCAGAGUGAGUGUACGGAGAGAGCGAAGAAGAAAGCGCAGAAGUUACUGAAGCUUCUGAGAGAUUCAUGGCCUGACUACAAUUCCUUCGCUAACUCCGAUGACUUUGGUUGCAGCAGCCAAGUGGUCCCUUUUUAAUUUUAUUUUUUUUAAAUUGGUUUUCACAGUAAUUAUUAAAUUUAUAAUGUUUUUUUUUUUUUUUCUAAUUAGAAGGAAAAAUGGUCAUUUUUGUGUGUAUAUGAUGCGAAGAUGUGAAGAAGAAAGAUAAUUUACAGAAACUUUUUGAUGACCAUGAAUUAGUUUUUUUUUUUUUUUGUGUUUAUAUAUUGAUAUUUUUUUGGUAUGUGACUAAUUUAUCUUGUUAUUGAUUGGCGUUUUGAGUUGGGAAAAGUUGUUAAAGAAGCAAAUGGAAGAUAUGCUUGAAGGCUUUAAAGUCUUAAA